CUAUAAAACGCGAGGUACGGCGACGAGUAAGUCAUCAGUCCAACUGUGCAUUUCAAUCCAAGCGAACUUCCCCAGAAAUAUCAUGUCGAGCUACUCAUUCGCGCUCCUCUCUUGUGUGGUGGCGGCUGUGAUGCUGAUGGAUAACGGCGCCUUGGCGCAGAACAACUAUUAUUACCGCAACAGCAUGCCCGUCAACCGCUACAGACCGAUGCAGAGCAAUUCCAUCCAUGCCAGUACGCAGUACAAGCCCAUCAGCAACCCCUGGACAGCCAACAACAACAACCAGAUCAAUUCCCACGUCCCCAGGAGCAACAACAACAACAACAACAACUGGGGCUCCAUCGAAGAUGAUUCCAUCGAGUCCAGUUUCUACCGACGCCCGUCUGCCGUUCCCCGUUACCAGAGACAAUCCAUCAUCAACAACAACAACCCGCAUACCGUCACCAACAACAACAACAACCGCGCUUGGAGCCGGCCAUCACCGGUUACAGCCCGGCCAGUCCAGCAGCAUCAACAAAUCAGAUGGAACAAUCGAUUCGACGAUUCGGUCGAAGAUCAUUCGGUCGAAUCACGUGAAUUUAGACGCUGGUAGUAAUUAGCGGUGUGGCUAAAUAAUAAUCAUAUCCUGGCCAAUGUAUCAAAAUAGGCGGGGUCGGAUAGAUAUUAUUCACCCUAUUAAUUUUUUGAUUAGAAAGCCCCAAUCAAACUCGAACCAAAAAAGAAAAAGAAAAAGAUGUUUUUAAACUGCGCUCAGCAGUGUGGAGAAAAACGCAGAGUCUUGUAUUAUUCGUUGGCGGCCAUUUGUUUUUCACGAAGAAGAAAUGACCUGGCGAAUAUGCAUAGACGAAGCGCAAUUGCCUUUCUCUUUUUUGUUUUCUAACUUGUUGGUGCGGAUAGAGAAGAUUUUUUUUUUUGGUUUUUAAAAAAAGGUGCUCUGUCUUUGAACUAUUAUAUACCUGACGACCCAGUAGCGCGUUUGGUUGCGUGGGCAGAGCCUAAAUUCAGAUCUGCGCAUUGAUAGACGUGCGGAGGACGAAACAAUUUCGCCAGUUUUUAAUAAUUAUGAACGUUUAAUUGAAGUGAAAGUCCCCCCCCUCCCCCGCCACCGAUUCAUUCACUGCUGUGUAACUCGUAUGUUGUUGUUUAAUUGCCCUGUCGGUCGUAUUUUAAAUAUAAUACACAAUUUUGAUAAUAA
Daphnia pulex (common water flea) is the source of this 1195-nucleotide messenger RNA. RefSeq lists its product as uncharacterized. The coding region runs from base 83 to 592 and encodes 169 amino acids. The record is from RefSeq and is a predicted model, not a curated record. NCBI's taxonomy places the organism in Eukaryota, Metazoa, Arthropoda, Branchiopoda, Diplostraca, Daphniidae. The transcript has 2 exons.